Messenger RNA from Zea mays, 2991 nucleotides. RefSeq lists its product as uncharacterized. Bases 189 to 2192 code for a protein of 667 amino acids. The transcript has 10 exons. Lineage: Eukaryota; Viridiplantae; Streptophyta; Magnoliopsida; Poales; Poaceae. The record is from RefSeq and is a predicted model, not a curated record. Gene Ontology annotation, molecular function: oxidoreductase activity; iron ion binding. Gene Ontology annotation, biological process: lipid biosynthetic process.
UUCUCCCUCUACUCCUCUCUACCAGUGUACCUAUAUAAAGAUGGCAAUGGGCAUGCCCUCUACAGCUGAAAGAGCUAAACUACCACACACACACACAUCCUACGCAUCUUCUCGCAGCCAUCUUUGUGGAAGCAAGGCGGGCAACAUCGUGUGGCUAGCCAGCAAGAGGGAGAGAAACAAGCACAAGUAUGGCCUCAAAACCUGGCCCUCUGAGUCGCUGGCCAUGGCAAGAUCUUGGAAACUACAAGGAAACGCAAUUAAUUAUGGUGGAUGAACGAAGAAGAAGAAGAACAAGAAAUGGCUGCUUCUUGCACUGCAUGUUAAGUUACGCGCUGGUGGCUCCAUGGGCGGUGCGCAGCACGUACAGGUUCGUGAGGAGCGGGAGCGGGGAGCGGGACCUGCUCGCCUUCGCCGUGCUGCCGGUGCUCCUCCUCCGCCUCCUCUACAGCCAGCUCUGGAUCACCGUGUCCCGCCACCAGACGGCCCGGAGCAGGCACAGGAUCGUCAACAAGAGCCUCGACUUCGAGCAGGUCGACAGGGAGAGGAACUGGGACGACCAGAUCCUGCUGACGGCGCUGCUCUUCUACGCGGUGAACGCGGCGGUGCCGGUGGCGCAGUCGGUGCCGUGGUGGGACUCGAGGGGGCUGCUGGUGGCGGCGCUCCUCCACGUGGGUCCCGUGGAGUUCCUCUACUACUGGCUCCACCGCGCGCUGCACCACCACUACCUCUACGCCCGGUACCACUCGCACCACCACGCCUCCAUCGUCACCGAGCCCAUCACAUCGGUGAUCCAUCCGUUCGCGGAGGAGCUGGUGUACUUCACCCUGUUCGCCAUCCCGCUGCUCACCAUGGUGGGCACCGGCACCGCCUCCGUGGCCGUGGCCAACGGCUACCUCGCCUACAUCGACUUCAUGAACUACCUCGGCCACUGCAACUUCGAGCUCGUCCCCAGGCUGCUCUUCGACGUCUUCCCUCCCCUCAAGUACCUCAUGUACACGCCAUCGUUCCACUCGCUGCACCACACGCAGUUCCGCAGCAACUACUCGCUCUUCAUGCCGCUCUACGACCACCUGUACGGCACGGCGGACAAGUCAAGCGACGACCUGUACGAGCGCGCGCUGCAGGGCCGCGCCGGGGAGGACGCGCCCGACGUCGUCCACCUCACGCACCUCACCACGCCGGCCUCCCUCCUCCGCCUCCGCCUCGGCUUCGCGUCCCUCGCCGCCGCGCCGGCGCCGCCCGCGUCCCGCUACGGCGCCGGCAGCAGCAGCAGCAGCAGCAGCAGCCUGGCGGCGGUGGCGUGCCCGCUGGCCGCGCUCCUCGGCUGGACCCGGACCGCCUUCAGGUCCGAGGCCAACAGGCUCCACAAGCUCAAGCUCGAGACGUGGGUCGUUCCAAGAUACACCUCUCAGUACCUGUCCAAGCAAGGCCUGUACGCAGUGGGGCGUGUGGUGGAGAAGGCGGUGGCGGACGCGGAGGCGAGUGGCGCGAGAGUACUCACGCUGGGUCUACUGAACCAGGCAAACGAGCUGAACAAAAACGGCGAGCUGUACGUCAUCAGGAAGCCCAGCAUGAGGACCAAGAUCGUCGACGGGACAAGCCUGGCCGCCGCCGCCGUGCUCCACAUGAUCCCUGAGGGCACCGACGAGGUGCUCCUCCUGGGAGACGCCGGCGGCAAUAAGAUGGCGGGCGUGCUGGCUUCGGCGCUCUGCGAACGCGAGAUUCAGGUUCACGUGGUCGACAAGGACCUGUACGAGUCCGUGAAGCAGCAGCUGCGCCCAGAGACGCACGAGCAUCUCCUCCACCUCGCUGAGUGGUGGAGUCACAGCGCCAAGACGACCAAGGUAUGGCUCGUCGGCGACAGGCUGACGGGCGAGGAGCAGAGGAGGGCGCAGGGCGGCGCCCACUUCGUUCCCUACUCGCAGUUCCCUCCUGGCGCCGUCGUCCGCGCCGACUGCGUCUACCACAGCACCCCGGCGCUGGUGGUGCCGGACGCCUUCGAGGACCUCCACGCAUGCGAGAACUGGCUGCCGCGGAGGGUGAUGAGCGCGUGGCGCGCGGCGGGCAUCGUGCACGCGCUCGAAGGCUGGGACGCGCACGAGUGCGGCGCCAGGGUCACCGGCGUCGACAAGGCCUGGCGCGCCGCGCUCGCCCACGGCUUCCGCCCCUACGACCGCUAUGGCGCCAACUAAUACGUGAAGUGACCAUUACGAACGACGACGACUACGAAGCGUACCUGUGCAUGGAAUGAUGAGUAGCAUCUAUCUAUGAAGACGAGGAAAAAAACACUUCUUUGUUUAUCGUUCAAGAUGCAAAAAGAAAAACAAAGAUUCGUCUUUGACAGUUCACACCACGGCCCAUACUGCUCUUUCACGUAAACCGGGUGAAUUCCGUGUACGUACGGUACGUGUGUGUACUACCCUACAAUUAAUUACUACUAGUUGGGCCAGGUCCGGCAAGGCGGCAACGAUCACAGAGUCCUCAGCGGCCCAUGGUAAAACCCAAACCGCUGGUUCCAAACAAUUCACGGAGCGGGAAGGACGGGGACGGACACCUGGCUCGCCCGACUGGCCCCGAACUGUCUAUCAGUCUCUCGCUCAAAGUCAAAACCGGCAUCUUUGACCCAUCCUCCGUCCCUUCCCUUUCGCGGGAAGACGUCGAUAUAGUCGAUCACAGCCAUUCGUGUGGGAGUGGACGACGCAGAUGGACCAGUACCGCAUGUCUCCAACCCAACUCGAGACGCUCCGCCGAACCAGGGUAGUGGUGGUGAGUUGGGUGUCGUGGGCGAUUGUGUUGGAAAUCAUACUCUGGUCAGUAAGUAAGAGUAGUAAUUAGAUGGUUGUCUGUUGCGGUUCAGCUGUCCAAGAGCAGUGAGUUUGUUGAUAGGUGGUUGCAUUUAUCCUGACAGGCUGUUUGUGAGUAGCUCAGAAACAAGAAAAAAAAGAAUAUAACAUGGGCUGAAAAGGUGUCCGUAUGUGUUAUUCUUGUUUA